This is a messenger RNA of Plectropomus leopardus (leopard coralgrouper), 2447 nucleotides long. RefSeq names its product zinc-binding protein A33-like. NCBI's taxonomy places the organism in Eukaryota, Metazoa, Chordata, Actinopteri, Perciformes, Serranidae. The record is from RefSeq and is a predicted model, not a curated record. Gene Ontology annotation, molecular function: protein binding; zinc ion binding.
GUUGAGACGCCAUUACAGCGUGUGAGAUCUCUGCUGGACAACAUAUGUUUGGAGUAUCUGAAUAAGUCAAAGAAAGGGACAGUAACUUGGUGAGUCUUGCUUUUAAAAGACAGUUUAGAUACCAAGAAAAAUGACUGAGAAAAUUGCUCUCUUUGAAAGCUUCCUGAACUGCCACGUGUGCUCAGAGACUUUCAGAGAUCCUGUGUCUCUGAGCUGCAUUCACAGAUUCUGUUCGAGCUGCCUGCAAAAAUUCUGGGAACAAGCUAAAAACAAAAACUGUCCCAUUUGUAAAAGAAAAGCAUCAAAGGAACCAAUAAGGGACUUUGCACUGAAGGAGCUGGCUGACUCCUUUGCUGGCAGACAGACAACUGGAUCAUGUGAGACAGAGAAAGGAGAGACGAAGGUGGAUGAUGUGUGUGGUAAACAUCAAGGAGAGCCCAAAUUGUUCUGCAAGGAUGAAGACAGAGCUGUGUGUCCUGUCUGUGAGUUUUCUCUCCACCAGAAUCACACGGUGGUUCCUAUAGAUCAAGCAGUCAGUGAGCUGAAGGAUGAGCUGAAAUCUGACUUAAAAGCUCUGCAAGAAAAGAAGAGCAAACACCAAAAAGUAGAAAAAACAUAUGAUGAAAUGAUUCAACACUCCAAGAAGCAGCUGUUGUCCACAGAAAGGCAGAUCAGUGCUGAGUUCAACCAGCUAAACCAGUUCCUAAAGGAGGAGGAGGAGUCCAGACUGGCCGCUCUGAGGGAGGAGGAGAAGCAGAAGGGGAAGACUAUCAACAGAGAGAGGAAGAUGAUUCAGAAGCACAUUUCCUCUCUGUCAGACAGCAUCUCUGCUGUUGAAAAAGAGCUGCAGAAGUCCAACGUGGCGUUCCUCAGCACUUACAAAUCCACUCAGAGCAAAGCCAAAGUCCAGUGCUCACUGUCAGAUCCACAGCCGGUCUCAGGAGCGCUCAUAGAUGUGGCCAAACACCUUGGCAACCUGUCCUUCAGAGUGUGGGAGGACAUGAAGCAGAAAGUCCACUUCAGUCCUGUCAUCCUGGACCCAAACACUGCAGCCCCCUGGCUCCACCUGUCUGGAGAUCUGACCAGCAUGAGAAAUGACACAAAGCAGCAGCUUCCCGACAAUCCAGAGAGACACACCAAACAUACCAUGGUUCUGGGCUCUGAGGGAUUCAGCUCAGGGAAACACAGCUGGGAGGUGGAGGUGGGAGACCAUCCUGACUGGCGUGUAGGUGUGGCUAAAGAGUCAGUUGACAGAAAGGGAGAGAUUUGUGUGUCACCAGAUUAUGGAAUCUGGUGUAUCAUGCAUUAUGAUGGAAAGUACACAAACGGUCGUAGUAUGAAGAUCACAGUGAGCGACAAUCUCCAGAGGAUCAGAGUCCAGCUGGACUAUGACAGGGGGGAGGUGUCCUUUCACGACCCCAAAAACUCGACUCACAUCUACACUCACACGGACACGUUCACUGAGAAACUCUUCCCGUUUUUCAGUAUUGUAUACACCAGUGAUGCCAAAAAUGCUGAAGUUAAAAUCUGUAAAACUGUUUCUCUUUGAUGUUAGCGUUAGUUAAGACUUUACUGUCCGUCUCAGUGGAAUAAUCAAGACUAACAUUUGCAAUGUUGUACUUAUACUGAGACUGCAUCACAUUAUCAGGUCAUAAACUUUUAUACAGGUACAAACCAAUUCAAAUAUUUGAAUAUUAACUUCUUAGUCUGGUUAUCAGCAUCCUACAAUUUAAUACUGUAUCCACUAUAAACAACAAUGUCCAGAUCAAUGGACUCCACAGAUUAUUUGUUUAUUUGUGCAACUCUAAAUUGGACAUGUGAAGGCUUAAACCUCUUCGUUUAGCGCUCUGAGUGGUGGCUGAGACUGCACUUCCUCAUUCUAUACAACAGAAGAAAAGUCAUUUGCACUCAACUUCCCAAGGUGCCUUUUCCUGCAAGUGUUACACACUUCAGUUUGAACAUGUGAUGUCACCAGGUUGAUAAACUUCAGCCUUUUUUUUGCCUAAUCUCUCUUUGUGUGAGACGUCCACAGAGGUAGGACGUCAAGCAGCUGUAGCUCCUUCCUCCACCUUUUCUCCCCUGAGCUCUCAGCAGGAUUUGCAGCCGUGCUCCCAGAAUAAGAACAUCAAUAAAAGCUAAGCAAGACUGUUAUAUAUCUGAGUAUAUGUAACAUGUAUUGAUUUGAUAUUUUUAGUCAGAUUUAUUCUUGUUAUCUCUUUGUAGUAAGGUUAUUGGUGAGUCAGCUUUGCCAAAGGCCAAGUUGAUAGUUUUAAAAUGCUAAAUACUUUUUUAUUCUUCUUACUUUUCAAUCAGUGUCAACAGAAUAUUUGUUCAUGUUUUUUUGUUGUGGGGGAGAGAAUACAAAUAGCUGAAACUGUAUUAGCAGUUGAAGAAUUAAGCUGUGAAUAACCCUCUUCAUCAGCAUCUUGUUUUUAGUGAAGACCACA